Clupea harengus (Atlantic herring) is the source of this 2701-nucleotide messenger RNA. It is a transcript of the gene cd247, whose product is annotated as CD247 molecule. Gene Ontology annotation, molecular function: transmembrane signaling receptor activity. The record is from RefSeq and is a predicted model, not a curated record. Gene Ontology annotation, cellular component: membrane. Gene Ontology annotation, biological process: cell surface receptor signaling pathway. NCBI's taxonomy places the organism in Eukaryota, Metazoa, Chordata, Actinopteri, Clupeiformes, Clupeidae.
GACUGAGAGCAACAGCAGAAAUCUUCUCGCAACUAUGUGACUCCUUCACUUUUGGAGACACUGUGUUCAGACGUUCAGGCGUUCCUGCAAGGCCAGCAACGAUCAUUACCAGCCCUAGAAGGGAACAAAUCGAGCUCAAUUUAGAAAGCCGACAUGGCCUGGCAAACAACUGGCGCAAUUCUUCUUAUGGUCUUGGUGAUCCCUUCUGCAGAGGCAGCAUUGGACCUGUAUGACCCCAGGAUCUGUUACGUGCUUGAUGGCUUUCUCAUGUUCUACGGCGUCGCAAUUACAGCCCUCCUGAUUCGAGAGAAGUGUUUCAGGCCAAAGACCCCCGAAGGACAAGAUGACCCGACGUACCAAACCCUAGGGCAGAAAGGUGAUAAUAGUUAUGGAGAAAUACAACGUAAAGAUGUGGAGAGUGGGCAGAACCGAACACGUAAGCAGCAAACUGACGACAGCACCUACUCGGGCUUGGUGAACCGCACAGAGGACCCUUACGGGAAGAUCCAUGCGCAGAAAGAACGUCGACGUCAGAGAGAUGACCAGGUGUACCAGGGCUUGAGCACGGGCACUAAAGACACGUAUGACAGCCUGCACAUGCAGCCACGCCACAAACCCUCGCACUAAGAUGAGCAGCUCAACUGAUAUGAGAUUCUGUGUUUCCCUUCAUUCAAUAUACCAAACCAAUGACUUACCCACUGGUGCUUCAGUUUGCCCCCUCACUUCAAUUCUCAAGUCUCUCGUCGUACAUACUAGUGGCUAGUUCACAAAUGAAACUCUUGUUCUAAUUUGAAACAAAAACUAACCAACAAAAAAACUAAUUACAGUAGCUUCUCAGUGCCUGCAGAACCUGCAGAAAGGCGACCACAAAGAAGCGAACUAAAUCUAAAUCUAAAUCCACAUGUAAUCCAUUUCAUUCUGUUUCGAGGGUUUCAAACAAGCAUACAUGCUACUUUGGGAUGGGUCUGUGGCCUUGAAGCAUACAUGCUACUUUGGGAUGGGUCUGUGGCCUUGACACGGGUUAUGUAGGACUCAUAUCUGACAGUUCCUGAGAAGCGACAAAGCUUUACUGAAGAAUUUAGAACUAUGGAAACAAUCCCAUACAUAUACAAUAGACAAGUUCAAAAUAAUGGACGAUCACUUUGCUUGUUUAAUGGCAACUCACAGUCAUGUUAAAAGAUGCUUAUUGCUUAUUUGCUUAAUGCUUAUUACAGUUAGUUUGGUCAGUUAGUUUUGUCAGUUGCCAUACAGAAAAAUGUGGGUUAACUGCACUCAAAUGUAGCUGACAGAGUUGAUCUUGAAAUUAACUUACCAGUAGGCUAGUCAUCUUAUCUUUGAAAUAAUGAAGUAUGCAGGUGAACAUACUCAUUUAUUCCAUAAUGUCUGAUAUUGUAAACCUCUACAGAGCCUCCUUCACUGCCAGUGCUGAACCAAUAGGGAGCCGUGCCACUCAUGUUGUAUGAGGCCAUAAUUGGAGCAGUAGAUUCAGAUGUUGUGUCAACAAUUUGUUUUUGUAAUACAACGGUUUGAAAUCUCACAGAGUAGGCCACACAACAUGUUAUUGUUAUUGUUGAUUCAAAGAGUAUAAUUUUCAGUGGAUGUGAUCAUUCUCAAUUGUUCAGACAUUUUGAGCGUUUGAAAAGCAUACUUGAUAUCUGUGGAUUAAAUGACCUGGUGUUCAAGUAGCCCAUAGCGUAGCAUCAUCUCUAAAAGAAAUACUCCUCCGCUUUACGGGGCAAAAAGGGCAAAAACCUCCAGGCAAUUUUUGGAACAAGACUGUACUUAAGUUUUUGUUUUCUGCGUAUGCCUAAUGAAAAUGUAAUUAAUGUUAAUGUUUAUGUAAAGGCUGGACUAUCUAGCUGGCACACACACUAAAUGAAAAGGAUGACCUGCUGAGAAGAAAUAGCUGGCUACAGCUAGCAUGGUUUAAUUAACAGACAGAUCCAUAAUUUAACAUUAUAUGUAUUGUGUGCAUUCACACCAUUGGCAAUCCAAUAGCUUCACAGAUGUAGCUAGUACAAUAAAAAGUGAAGGAGUUGAAUCUAAUAUAAUAGUAUAAUAGUAAUCAUUGAAUAUAUCUAGUAUCCACUGAGCAGAAUAGGUUAAGUACCUUUGGCCAAUGCAUCACAGUCACAAAACAAAACAGGACACAAAAUAUAUUUUGUAUUAAGGAAAGGGGAUGAAAACCCCCCCCAUCCAACCUCUCUGGGCAGCCAACCACUGUCACCAUUUAUUCACAGUUCAGUGUUUUUCAGUCAGGAUAGUAAAGGGACAUUAUGCAGGCUUUUAUCUUUUUUGUGUGUUUUUGUAAGUAACUUGGUUUUAUAACAUCCUAAAAUUCAUCUUGGUGGCAUAUGGUCAUGUGAAGUACAGAUGUGUUCAACCCAUGUUGUUCCAGCUAGUCAUCCACUAUAUUCAAUAAAUAGGUUUGUAUUCUGGGUUGUAAAUUCCACAAACAGCUUACACAGCUUUGUAGUUAGAGGUGUCAACUUUGAUGUCAGCAAGUAUAUUGCUGAAAUAUAUCUUUAAGUGAAGCCUAAAUUUCAUGUAAACCCUGCGCAAGUAUUGUCUUAACUCGAGGCUUUUCUUUUCUGGGACUGAUGUAAUACCUUAAGUUGUGUGUAUUGUGUUGGAAAAAUCUGGUCCCUUGUUUUUACCUUAAUAAUUAAACCUUCAGCUGAAUAAAAGCUUAACCAUGAAA